This is a messenger RNA of Penicillium alfredii, 1569 nucleotides long. RefSeq lists its product as uncharacterized. The transcript has a single exon. NCBI's taxonomy places the organism in Eukaryota, Fungi, Ascomycota, Eurotiomycetes, Eurotiales, Aspergillaceae. The record is from RefSeq and is a predicted model, not a curated record. Bases 1 to 1569 code for a protein of 522 amino acids.
AUGUAUGAAACCACCACCUCGCUGGACCUGCACCGUCUGAGCCGGCAGAGUCUUCAGAAACGGUACGAGUCCGAUGAGGAAGAUGUAUCGGAAUCCGAUGCCGGCGGGCAAGACUUUGUGCCCUCGCCUGUGGGCUCUCAUCGCGCCGGGACCUUUGAUUCCGACCUCAGUGCCGAUGAUUCUUCACAUUUGGAUCCGGAAUCGGACCAUGAGGAGCAAUUGCUGGCGCCCUUCGCAACCUCCAAACGCCCCCGGCCGGUCUCAGUGGACACAGUCAAGCAGACCAGCGAUGCUUCCUUCGUAGAAGAUGCCUAUGUCUUUCACCCAGAGGAGCCGGUCGUGCUCGAGCUGCCCUCGCCAGACUCUCCUCCAAUGGCCCCCAACUUAUUUCUGCAGCCCGCCAUCUAUGUCUCGCCCAACACGCCGCCGGCGACUCAUACCCAGUCCAGAUCUCCUUCCCCCUCGUCAAUCUUUUCUGUUGAAGAGGCAGAUAUCCAGGUUGCCAAGCAGGUCACGCUCAUGGAGCCGCAGACCCGGCCCACCUUGGUCUUCAUCAACUCGCUCGGGUCACGAUCCAAGGGCUCUAAGUCGCGGCCCAGCGCGCCCCGAUCCCGGGAAAGUAGCUACAGCCGUGAUCAGCGUGCGCGUGGCAGGCGAGAUGGCGAAGACGCAGCCCACCACGAGCCCGGGCCUCAGUUCAAAUCACGUCGGAUUUCUCAGGAUGAUACAGGAUCAGAGCCUCAACCCGCCAGCACCACUGCAUCGCCGAAGACGCAGGACGACAACACACAAACAGUGCCGAGUGCUACCAUCAGCCGUGUGUCCGAAGUCCCAUUGAUGCCUUGUUUCCCGCAACCUCCGAGCACCGGAGCCCCGCCAGGGAACCGAUCUCGUCUGCGGCCAUCAGGCACCGAUAAACCACUUCCGCCCCCGGCCGCAGGAUGGGCACGACGAGCCGAGGCAGGGCGACGACCACCGACGACACGCAGCAACAGCAGCACCAGCGUGCCGCCAUACUCGCCGCGGCCCGUCUCGCCCUUCCUCGGCGACGAGACCCGGCUCGGCUACAUGCCCGACCAGCACAGCGACGCCAGCUCGCUGCUCUCUCGAACCCGCAGCCCCGUCCCUUCAGCUACAUCUCCUCCGCCCUCCCUCGCCUUUUCUAAACGCGGCCCCGCAACCGCAAGUGGCAAUGGAAGCAGCAGUGGUGCCCCAUCCAUCUCAUCCUCAUCCACGUCGUCAGGAUACAGCGUCUCGAACAUGCUAGCCCACCGUUCCCCGCUGAUGAUGCGCCGCAUGACAAGAAAACACUCGGCCGCAUCGAGUAUCCACUCGAUGAGCAGUCUACGCUCCGAGUGCGAUGCCAACGGAUCUGUUGCAUCGGCGCCUGUCUCUGCAGUCCACCAUCAGCCCGCCGUGCAGCCGCUGAUGCUUGAUCCCCAUCAUGCGACAUUGAAUAAUUCUUCUAGUUCUAGCCAGCGCCGCCAUGCGCGCCAUAAUAGUACUACGCCUACCGGGAGGGGCUUCAUGGGUUUGAGGCUCGGCAAGAAGUCGCCUGCGAGGAUUUAG